Molecule: messenger RNA, 4384 nt
Organism: Struthio camelus australis
Lineage: Eukaryota; Metazoa; Chordata; Aves; Struthioniformes; Struthionidae
Source: RefSeq, a predicted model, not a curated record
UAUCCUGGAAAGAAUUCCCUGUGUGAUUUACCUUUUUGGAAGUUCUGCAUAGAACUGACGUUACGAUUUGUGGAGGGAGACAUUUUCCUAGCAGCUAGAAUUGAAGCUAAAAGACAUUUGGCGUCUUUGGGUCUCACAUUAAUAGUUACACACUACAAGCAAUAUCCACCUAAUACAAGCAAAGUAUAUUCCUACUUUGAAUGUCGUGAAAAGAAGACUGAAAACUCCAAAUUAAGGAAAGUGAAAUAUGAGGAAACUGUUUUUUACGGUUUGCAGUACAUUCUGAAUAAAUACUUAAAAGGUAAAGUGGUGACCAAAGAAAAAAUCAAGGAAGCCAAAGAAGUGUACAGGGAACAUUUUCAAGAUGAUGUCUUCAAUGAAAAGGGAUGGAACUAUAUUCUGGAGAAAUAUGAUGGUCAUCUUCCUAUAGAAAUAAAGGCUGUUCCUGAGGGCUCUGUCAUUCCCAGAGGAAAUGUUCUCUUCACAGUAGAAAACACAGAUCCAGAGUGCUACUGGCUUACAAAUUGGAUUGAGACUAUUCUUGUUCAGUCAUGGUAUCCAAUCACAGUUGCUACAAAUUCUAGAGAGCAGAAAAAGAUUUUGGCCAAAUAUUUGCUGGAGACUUCUGGCAGCUUAGAAGGACUGGAGUACAAACUGCAUGACUUUGGCUACAGAGGAGUUUCUUCACAAGAGACUGCAGGAAUAGGAGCUUCGGCUCAUUUGGUGAACUUCAAAGGAACAGACACUGUAGCAGGAAUUGCAUUAAUUAAAAAGUACUAUGGAACAAAAGAUCCAGUUCCAGGAUAUUCUGUUCCAGCUGCUGAACACAGUACCAUAACAGCUUGGGGUAAAGAUCAUGAAAAAGAUGCUUUUGAACACAUAGUGACACAGUUUUCUUCAGUGCCUGUAUCUGUGGUUAGUGACAGCUACGACAUAUACAAUGCUUGUGAAAAAAUAUGGGGUGAUGACUUAAGGCACAUAAUUGAAGCCCGAAGUCCAGAGGCACCGCUUAUUAUUAGGCCAGAUUCUGGGAAUCCUCUUGACACUGUUUUAAAGGUCUUGGAGAUCUUAGGGAAGAAGUUUCCCAUUACAGAAAACUCAAAAGGCUACAAGUUGCUGCCACCAUAUCUCAGAGUUAUUCAAGGGGAUGGCGUGGAUAUCAAUACAUUGCAAGAGGGGAUGCUGGUAGAAGAGAUUGUGGAGGGAAUGAAGAAGAAUAAAUGGAGUAUUGAGAAUAUUGCCUUUGGAUCUGGUGGAGCCUUGCUGCAGAAACUAACUAGAGAUCUCUUGAAUUGUUCCUUCAAAUGUAGUUAUGUGGUGACCAACGGUCUUGGGGUAAAUGUGUUCAAGGAUCCAGUAGCCGAUCCAAACAAAAGAUCAAAGAAAGGCCGACUGUCUUUGCAUAGGACACCUGCUGGAGAUUAUGUGACACUUGAAGAAGGCAAGGGAGAUCUUGAAGAGUAUGGACAGGAUCUCCUUCAUACAGUGUUUAAGAAUGGAAAGGUAACGAAGUCAUAUUCAUUUGAUGAAGUAAGACAAAAUGCCAGGCUGAAGAACAGUGAACUUGAAACAGCGUCUCACUAAGUUUCAUUCCAUGUCUGUGUAUGUGUGUGUAACGAGUAUGUACUGCAUAAUGGGUUUAUUGUACAGAUUUGCGUGUUUGUGUUUUAUGACAUUGUAGCCAAAUUAUUUGUUGGUUUAUGGACAUACUGCCCUAUCUUUUGCCAGUCUUUAGAAAAGAUGAAAUCAGGAAAUGGUACUUACAGUGUAAAACAUAUUUAAUGCUAAGGUGUGCUUUUUAGGGCCCUUUGCCAGUAGUGAUUCAAUCUGGUAUUGAUCUUUUCACAAAUGAGACAGAGCUGAGAAACUUUUUUAUAUAUAACAGAAUAUCACAAAAUGGAUAUACAUAAAAUUAUCAUGAUUGCUUUAUGUUUAUAUUUAACUUGUAUUUUUGUACAAACAAGAUUGUGUAAAAUAUAUUUAAAGUUUCAAUAAUUAAGUCUUUCCAACUUUUCAUGAUUUUUAUGAGCACAGACUUUCAAGAAAAUAUUUGGUGGGGGGGGGGAAUCCAUUGCCUUUUGUCCAUUAAUCAGCAAAUAAAACAUGGCCUUAAAGUUUGUUGUGACAUUGUACCAUUUGAAGAUGAAAUCAGGACUUGUAUCUCCCUUAAGAUCCCAUAGAAUUGCUGACCUCACUGUAUCUUUUAGUUGUCUGCAUUAGUAAAUCUACAUUAUUAAGAAAGUUACUGUUCUUACUAGAAGAUUUAGGUACUACAGACCUUACUGGCACAGUUAGGUAUGUAAAUGGAAUGCCAAAUUUGAAAGGAUUCUCUACUGCAACUUAACUUGCCAAGUCUAUUCUACUUGGCAUAUGCACCUCAAUAUUUUAAGAGUAAAGUUUUUAAGAGAUCUCCUCUUCCACUAUAGAAUAUAUGUGUAAAAUACUGAAAUAUGGAAGCGGUGUAUUUUAAAGUAAUUACACUUCUGGGUUUAUUUUUCAUAUACUGUAAGUGACAUGACUUUAAAGCAAAAUACUGGACUGGGUAGUGCACUUUUUUACUUUUUUGUAUUUUUUUCAUUGAUUUGCCUUUUGUCAGACUGGAUGUUAAAUUGUAAAAAUGUUUAACUAUUUUUGUUAACAACUUUAAUAAAACUUUAUGCUAGCCAAACUCCUACAUGAAUGGCAGACCUGUUUCCCCUUCUUCCCCCAUGUUACUGGGGUGAAGAGGGGCUUUUAUGUUGCAGAGGGUAACUGUAAAAGAAUAUGUAUGAGAGAUGCUUUUGAACUGUCUGCACUUGAUUGUAUUUGCUCUCUGCAUAAGCUUGAUUAGAAUAUCUGCUGGCAAGCAAAGCUGUCGAGGAUUUUAUUUGAAAAGCUAUGUAGUAAUAGGCUCUGAGAUGUUUAAUAGUACUGUAGGAUGGCUCUUACUACAAAAGGAAUACCUCCCUUAAAAAAAAAAAAAAAAAAAAAAACAGCAAAAAAAAACGGCUUCUGUAUUAGGUUGAUGGUCAACUGUCAGUCUUUGACUUACUGUACUGAUGUUGUAAUUAACAGUACUAAUUUACAAAUAAUUUUACAGGAAAAUGUGAGAGGUCUUUUAAAAUCAUUUAAGCCUACAAAAUUAUAUAAAACAUGCUUUUAAAGGAAGACCGAAAAGCCAUACUUCAUUGUUCUUAUUCUCUCACCAAAAAGGGCCCCAUCAAAACACUCAUACUAUUUCCAGGGUUUGUGGUUAAGACACUUAAGCCCAGUCUCAAUAGUUCCUGUUAAUAAAAAUUUGUUUUCCACUCUUAGUGUAUGUGAUUAUAGAUUUAAGUGAUGUAUUGUUUCAAAAAUAGUGCUUUAGUAAGACUAAAUACUGACCUUUCACACUGAAGAACUGCCUUUCCUUUGCUGUUAAUGAUAUUGCUUGUAUUUGGCCAGGAAAUGCCAAAUAAAUCCAGACAUAGGAUCAGUAGCUGGUAAAUAGUACAGAGCCUAUUUCACCCCUCCACAUGUGUACUAGGGCAUUUUAUGAUGUAUGGUUUAAAAAAAAUAAAAAUAAAUGCUGCUUUCAUUCUGUACCAAUAAAAAUUUUGAUAACUAUUGACUACCCAUAUUUUUGUACUUGAGAACUAGGGAUAUGCUGUGGAAGCACUGUUUUCUUGUGUACCAUGAAAUACAUGAGUAAUUGUUCAGUAUUGUUGAAAAUUUAGCUUAUUAGUUGAAAACUUAAAGCAAUUCUCUACCUGUGCAUGUCACUUUCAGAAAGUAGUCACGUCACUCAUUUUAAUAAAUGUUAGUGUCUUUUUAAAAAAAAGAAAAACACCUGGUGCUAUUCAGACCUGAAUACAUAUCUUUCUGUUUGGCAGUUUGACAUUCUGGGCGUCAAGAAGUUGAUAGAAAUUAUUGCAGUGCUGGAACCAUACAAUAUCCUAAUUCUUCCACAUAAAAGCAAACAGCAUGUUUCAGUUUGCUUUAAAUUACUAGUUUUGUAGCCAUUGAUAUGUUUUGAUUAUCCCCAUUUCAUAAUAUAAUACACUAUUUGUAUUUAAAAAUAGGAAUAGGGAGUUCUGUGUUAAUACUCUUAUUUGUAACUAGUGUUUAGCAUAAGAAAUGGAUUUUGUAAGACUAUUUUUUCCUGAGAUGCAUGAAAAGAUUUUUUUUUUCUUUUUUUUUUUUUUGGUACCUGGAAAGAUCUGAGAAAAUAGAAAAGUACAUGCUGUUUGGUUUGCCAAAAUCAAAACAAAGUUUAAACAGUUUUUCCUAUAGGUUUUUACAUUCCUUUCUAACCUGUUUAGUGAAGAAUAAAUAUUCCUCACUUAAAUCCUCUGUAAAAGUAAUUUUAAUGUACUUGGCAUCAAAUACCGGUAUGUAAUACACAUGGAAAUAAAGUUUAGUUCUG